GUCCGACCUGGGGGACUGGGGACCAGGCUCCUGCGAGACGGUUCAGGCAUUCUGGCUCCAGUGACCAAGCGCAGGGAGGACAGCUCUGACAGUCCAGCUGCAGUGCCUUGGGUGCGGGGGAACCCUUUGGGCAAUCCAGACUCGGGAAGCAGGGAUAUGGGCACUGUCCAGACAGGAUGGCCGAGGUGCAGGAUUGCCUGGAUGGUCCAGCCACAGUGACAAAUCCCAAGGUUGUUGCUUGGACAGUUCAGCCUCGGUCAUCAGUGCCAGCAGUGACAGCUCAGAGGAACACAGCCCUGGGUCCCAAGAAGCUGCAUGUUAUUUGGUGGGCAGAUAAUUGGGAAGGCAAUAGUAGCAGCUGCAUUGUCCGUAUCUGAGAACCUUUUUGUCCAUUCGUUGCAUUGUUACUUUUUACGAGCCGGUGAUCCCAGUGAGCCAGUUCUGUACCAAGUUGAUUGUAUUCGAGAUGGUAAGAGCUUUUCUGUCCUUGCUGUGAAAGCCAUCCAGCAUGGACAUUCAAUCUUAACCUGUCAGGCCUCUUUCCAUAAGAAAAUUGAGAGUCCAAUUCAGCACUAGUUUACCAUGCCUGUCGUUCCUGCUCCUGAAAAUGAUCUCAACGUCUCCAGCAGUUCAGCACGGAUUAUACUGAGGGCUCGGGAACUGGGGGAGAAUAAUGAGAAUGGGGAAGAAGUGGAGGCUAGUGUAACUGUAGAUCCAGAUUUAAUGGAGAAUUGUAAAAUGGGCCUGUGGAAAAUAUUGGCUGAGGAGGUCCCAAUUGAAAUCAAUCCAGUAGAUUGUUGCAUGCGUAUACCCAAGGAGCCUGUACAAUGUUUCUGGGUCCAAGCACAUGGUUAUAUAGGUGAAGGGAACAAGAAGCUGCAUUGCUGGUAUACCUCAGACUACUGCCUCCUGAGAACUGCAUUACUACCUCAUGCCCAGUACAGAUUAAACACGGCGUCCUUGGACCACUCGAUGUGGUUCCAUGCUCCCUCGGAUGAGUGGAUGUUGUAUGAAUGUGAAAGUCCCUGGUCUGGGGGCUGCAGAGGUCUGGUACAGGGUCACCUCUGGAAACAAAAUGGAGUUCUGGCUAUUUCAUGUGCUCAAGGUGGAUUCUUUUAUGUAAAACCAAACCCUACUGGAAGCAAACUGUGAUGAAAAAUUCCAUUUCCCAUUCAACCCACUCAACACUGGCUGGUGUGCUGAGUUUUUCCAGCAUUUUGUGUUUUCUACUUCGCCACAGCAGAGUUUUAUUUAACUGGAUUCUUCACUUACUGCAAUGAUGGGAGGGGAAUGUGUUUCACUUCGCGUGACACCAGACCGGAA
Pristis pectinata (smalltooth sawfish) is the source of this 1323-nucleotide messenger RNA. RefSeq names its product acyl-CoA thioesterase 8 (gene acot8). The record is from RefSeq and is a predicted model, not a curated record. NCBI's taxonomy places the organism in Eukaryota, Metazoa, Chordata, Chondrichthyes, Rhinopristiformes, Pristidae. Gene Ontology annotation, cellular component: peroxisomal matrix. Gene Ontology annotation, biological process: acyl-CoA metabolic process; fatty acid catabolic process. Gene Ontology annotation, molecular function: fatty acyl-CoA hydrolase activity.